GCAGACGACAGUGCGCAGGCCGCAGUCAGCUGUUGGCAGUAGCGCAGUAACGGACCAAAACCUUCCCAAAUCAAACGUUCGGAGUAUUAUUUAUUCAACAUAUUUUAGGAUCAACUUUCUCCAGUGUUUAAGUUAACUUUGGUUUGUUGAACCAAAUACAUUUCGCAUACGUUUUUUUCACUCUACAAUGCAAAUACCCAGCACCCACGUGACCAGACAUUAAUCGUGCACGACCAGCAGACGACAUAGUACAACCAGCAGACGAGACAAGAUGGCGGCGUCCAAGCUGUACCCAACCCUCAGUUCCUUCUACAACAAGAGUUACAUCGACUUUGGCAGUGAGGCGGACAUGUUAGCCGGCGUGCCGGCAGACCGGCUUUACCGCAAGCCACGUGACGAGCUGAGAGCUAACCGCGACAACAGCGAGGCGAAGAAAGACUUGAGCUCAAACAAGACAUUCCCGGCUGACGGAGCUCAGAGCUUAGAGCUUGAGCUCCAGACGGCAGACAGCGCGUGUCUGCCCUCUGCCCCGCCCCUCGAGUGGUCAGACGAGGACAUUGAGCGGUUCCUGGAGGACGUCGCCCAGCAGCAAGAGCUGGCCCUACAACACGACCUUGACCCUGACGGUUUCUGGGUCGAUGAUCUCCAGCCCGACUACGACAUGACCCCUGAGGUGACCCCUGAGACGACCCCUGAGACGACCCCCGCCGAACAUUUGAACAAUCUCAACAAAGCGGAGACCCCCGCGGGUCAGUCGGCCAAAGACCACUCGCUCCUAGUCAACAACAUCUUGGCCACACCCCAGGGCUCGCCCCGGGGGGAGAGAUCCAGGAGGGUCGUCCAGACGCGGCGCAGUGACCCCCACAAACGUCACGUGACCAACAUUCCGCGCGCGGUUGAGCACAGGCCCGCAUCCAGUAGCCGGAAGCCGGAUGUUAGCCACGACAAAGAAAACCACGCCGGCUCUAGCGAAAACUUAUCCAGACCCGCGACCCCAGGCAGCCCCGACCCCCGAGAGCCACGAGCAGAGGGAGCCGUCACCCCAGGGAGCCCCGAGUACAACGCCUGGAUGACAUGGAGGAAACAGGUAAACCGGCAGCUGGCGACCGUGAUCCUGCUCAAGCGGAACGGCCAGGUGCACGUGCAGAAGAAGGACAUGGCCAGGAGGCCGCUAAGCCAGAGCUCCAUUGACUUUGUCUCGCUCUUCAAGGCCGAGAACAAGACCUCGCUGGGCGGCAAACCCUUCCUUAUGUACGGCAUUCCCAGAGUCUCGUUGCCUAGCAACCAGUGAGGGGCGGACCCAACAUUGCAUGACAAUCAUUUGGUCUCGUGGAGACGUCACUCACCUACCGGCAUGCACUUCUACCUGGUCAUAGGUCAAGGUCAGACCGUGUCAGACAUUGUGGUGACUGCUGCCAGAAAUUUUCUACUCACCUGCCCAUGCACGUGCUUCAUGAGAUUGUUGACUUACUUUUAGAAGUCAAUUUAUGUUUGCAUUUGAUGACGGGGAUUCCCGUAAAUUUAUUUUCAUUGUGUAUAUAUGUGUACAGUUUGACAAGUUUAUUGUACAUACGUGUAGCAUGUUUGUACUUAGUUGGGUACCUGUAUAUUUUAGUAUGGGCAGACAUACAAGCAAUUUCUAUGUGAUAUUUUUCUAUGAUCGCUGCAUUAAUUAGUUCAUACAUGUUUAACUAUGUGAUGAUAUUUUUUAUUUAACAUGAAGACGUAUGUGUGUGUGUGUGUGACAGUGUGUGCGUGUAUGUGGAACGGUGUGUGUGUGUGUAUAAAUAUGUACUUGUUUGACUAUGUAUGAAGUAUAGUUGUGUGUGUGAGCCUGUCGCUGUGUGUAUGUGACGAAGUGUGUGUGUGAUGAUGUGUGUGUGUGACGAUGUGUGUGUAUACACCUGAAUGUGUGUGUAUAUGUGUGGCCAUAUGACGAAGAUGUGAUAAGUUCCUGAUGACGUCAUCACGCUGAUGACGUCAAUAAAAAUGUUUUG
Physella acuta is the source of this 1997-nucleotide messenger RNA. RefSeq lists its product as uncharacterized. The record is from RefSeq and is a predicted model, not a curated record. NCBI's taxonomy places the organism in Eukaryota, Metazoa, Mollusca, Gastropoda, Physidae.